AUGCAAUAUUUUUUACCUGCCUGCAGCUUCACUGACUUGUAUUCGUCAUCCAACCACAGUUUGAAUGUGGUGGAUGGAGGCUUGUAUCCUGUUUCUGAAGAGGUCAUCAGUCAUACAGAUGCAGAGGAUGCUGAUGUCAAGAAGCCAGCAGAAAAUUCUUUUGAAUCAAUAAACGGCUCGACUAGUCCUCUUGCUGAUGAUGCAGAUGUCCUAGGUCUGAGUAGUGCAACAACUUCAUCCGUUCCCUCGACUACUCCAGCCGUAACCACUGCUAACGAACAUACGAAACCUCCAUACUCUUAUGCUCAGUUGAUUGUGCAGGCCAUAUCAUCACAAGUCGACCGACAGCUGACACUCAGUGGCAUAUACAACUACAUCACUAAAAGGUAUCCAUUUUACAGGCACGGAGACAAAGGAUGGCAGAACUCAAUACGCCACAACUUAUCGUUGAAUCGAUACUUUGUGAAAGUGCCUCGGGCUCAGGAGGAGGCAGGCAAGGGUUGCUUCUGGCGAAUUGACCCCAGCUCCGAGACUGUUCUGAUGAACCAAGCCUUUCGGAGAAGAAGGCAACGACCAGUUCCUUAUUGCAAGACCAAUUCCUUUGAUGCAUUGUAUGUACCAUUUGUUCAUUUAUUUUUAUUUUUAACAUUUGAUAAAUCGAUGAGAGUCCUUAUGUAG
This is a messenger RNA of Helobdella robusta, 678 nucleotides long. RefSeq lists its product as hypothetical. The transcript has 2 exons. The record is from RefSeq and is a predicted model, not a curated record. Gene Ontology annotation, biological process: regulation of transcription by RNA polymerase II. Gene Ontology annotation, molecular function: RNA polymerase II cis-regulatory region sequence-specific DNA binding; DNA-binding transcription factor activity, RNA polymerase II-specific. NCBI's taxonomy places the organism in Eukaryota, Metazoa, Annelida, Clitellata, Rhynchobdellida, Glossiphoniidae. The coding region runs from base 1 to 678 and encodes 225 amino acids.